UGAAAAAGAAAAUAGAAGAACCAGACAAGAAAGACAAGAACAACAAAGACUUGAUUUGGAAACAUUCGGAGAGACCAUGUCGAACGGAACCGGAAGAAGCACUCGUGGAGGCAGCAGAGGAGGUGGAAGAGGUCGUGGAGGCAGAGGAAGCUCUUCAUAUCGAGGUGGAAGAGGAUCUAGUACCAGAGGAAGCAGCAGAGGUGGAAGAGGAUCUUCAAGAGCUGAAUCCAAUGAAUAA
This is a messenger RNA of Naegleria fowleri, 238 nucleotides long. RefSeq lists its product as uncharacterized. The transcript has a single exon. The record is from RefSeq and is a predicted model, not a curated record. The annotation marks the transcript as partial. NCBI's taxonomy places the organism in Eukaryota, Heterolobosea, Eutetramitea, Acrasida, Naegleriidae.